Molecule: messenger RNA, 2213 nt
Organism: Sinocyclocheilus anshuiensis
Lineage: Eukaryota; Metazoa; Chordata; Actinopteri; Cypriniformes; Cyprinidae
Gene: ogal
Product: O-GlcNAcase like
Exons: 16
Coding region: 87-2081 (664 amino acids)
Biological process (GO): glycoprotein metabolic process
Molecular function (GO): beta-N-acetylglucosaminidase activity
Source: RefSeq, a predicted model, not a curated record
ACAUAAAUCCAAAACAGCUGAUUCCGUGUCAUCAGAUCCACAGACCUCGUCGAGCGGUUCAGACCCAUCCAGCAAAACCAGGAAUCAUGUCCAAGAAAUGCAAGAUGUUCCUCAGUGGAGUAGUCGAGGGGUUUUACGGGAGGCCGUGGACUAUGAGCCAGAGGAAAGAGCUCUUCAGGAGGGAGCAGAGAUGGGGCUUGAACGCGUAUCUAUACGCACCAAAAGAUGAUUACAAACACCGGAUGUACUGGAGGGAUCUGUAUUCACUGGAGGAAGCAGAGCAGCUGAUGACGCUGAUCUCCGCCGCUAGGGAGCGUAGCGUGGAGUUCAUCUAUGCCAUCUCUCCAGGGCUGGACAUCACCUUCUCAAACCCUAAAGAGCUGACGGCACUCAAGAGGAAGCUCAGCCAGGUGUGUGGGUUCGGCUGCCGGUCGUUCGCGCUGCUGUUUGACGACAUCGAGACAGAAAUGUGUCUGGCUGAUAAAGAGGCGUUCAGCUCGUUUGCUGAAGCUCAGGUGUCCGUCACUAACGAGCUGUUUCUGCAUCUGGAGGAGCCACACACCUUCCUCUUCUGCCCCACCGAUUACUGCGCUGCGUUCUGCACUCCUAGCGUGCCGCUGUCUGCGUAUCUGAACACAGUCGGUGAGAAACUCAACGCUGGGAUCGACAUUCUCUGGACAGGGCCGAAGGUGGUGUCCCAGGACAUCAGUGUGGCGUCUAUAGAGGAGGUGUCAGCCGUUCUGCGGCGGCCGCCGGUCAUCUGGGAUAACAUCCACGCUAACGACUACGACCCGCAGAGACUGUUCCUGGGACCCUUCAAGAACCGGCCCACCGAGCUCAUCCCCAAACUCAGAGGCGUCCUCACCAACCCCAACUGUGAAUUUGAGCUUAAUUUCGUGGCCAUUCACACGCUGGCCUCGUGGUGCAGCUACGGACAGAAAGACGUCUCUAUGGAUGGAGACGAUCAGGGCUCGGACUACAACCCCCAUGAGGCUUUGCGGCUGGCGCUCUCUGAUUGGCUGGUUGAGUUUGGCAGAGCUGAUCAACCUGACGGCGCUGGCGGGGGCCGCUCUAAACGAGACGAGGAGCCGAUGCAGACGGACGGUUACGCUCCAGGACCCAAAGACAACCCGCUGUACACAGCCGAGCCGCUGACGCUGGACGACCUGACGCUGCUGUCUGAGCUCUUCUAUCUGCCGUACGAACACGGAGCCACGGCCGUCCUCAUGCUGCAGGAGCUGCACUGUCUGCGCAGAGAGGAUUCAGAGCGGGGUAAGGAGGAAUGGCAGCGGAGAGCGGGGAAGUUUGACGACAUGUGCGGCGCUGUAGUGCAGAUGUUCAACAGACUAUCCAACGUUCCCAACCGGAUCAUCCUGUACGACCUCUACAACUACAUCUGUGACAUCAAGAGCGGCGUCACCAUGGCCAAAGCCUACGUCAAGACUCUGGGAGGUCAGACGCCUCAUCCCGCUCUCACUUUAACCGACGAUCCCGAGCCGUGGGGCUUCAGAGGAGGACUGUCCGGAGAAUUCCAGCGGAUGCUGCCGUCUCACGGGAUCUGUGACCUGUUCCGCAGUCCUCCGGCCACACGCGUGUACACCAUACGACCCUGCACUCCUAAAGACCAGCCAGAGGUGCUGAAGAUCUUCAAGGAGAUGCAGAUCGAGACGCAGCAGAAGGUGGAGCUGGUUGGCGACCGGCUGGUGGAGGGUCACGUCACGCCGUCGCAGAACUGCAGUCUGAUCCUAGACGACGCGGCUGGAGUCUGCGGUUACGCGUUUGCCCUCAGCGACGCCAAGACGGCCAUGACUAAAGCUCAGUAUCCAGAGACGAUGCUGCAGGAUUUCCCAUCAGUCAUGGCCAUUCAGAUCCACUCCAGAGUUCCUGAUCACAGCACAGCCGAGCGGCUGAUCGAGCAGAUGCUGUCAGCGCUGAGAGACAGCGGGUCUAAAGGGGUUUUCAGCGAGUUCAGAUCCAACGACAGACGAAUGUUCGACUUCCUAAAGACGCUGGAUGUGUUUCAGGUGCUUAAAGUCGACGGGCUUCCGACCAACCUGGUCAUCAUGGGAACUAAACUCUGACGGUCCACAUACAGACAAUAAUCUAACCAUUAAUUUGUUUUUUAAUUAAUUCUUUGAUUAAAUCCAUAAUUUAGUUGGGGGUAUAAAAUAAAACAAUAAGCCCCAAGAAGCCGUGGUUUACAGUGAAUUUAU